Molecule: messenger RNA, 327 nt
Organism: Gamsiella multidivaricata
Lineage: Eukaryota; Fungi; Mortierellomycota; Mortierellomycetes; Mortierellales; Mortierellaceae
Exons: 2
Coding region: 1-327 (108 amino acids)
Source: RefSeq, a predicted model, not a curated record
AUGGGUAAAAAAGCCGCUGCCGCCGCCGAUGUUUCGAAGAAGAACUGCGCCUGUGGUCGUCAUGCCAUGGGAGACAAGGAGCCCUGCCGCUUCUGCCCUCGGGUCGUCUGCGAUAGUUGCCGAGAGGAGUACUGCUGUGGCCCCAUCUGCGAAAAGUGCAACGAGGACCGCGAGCACCUGAUGCAAUGCGACAAGUGCGAGGCUCCUGUGUGCGAAAAGUGCAUCGUCAUCACCAAAGGUGCCCGCGAAGGCAAUUCCUGCAAGAAUUGCAAGAAGAGCGCUGUCCACGUUGGAGCCGAGGCCCAGCCUGCCGGCAUCACCGUCUAG